Molecule: messenger RNA, 1054 nt
Organism: Nerophis lumbriciformis (worm pipefish)
Lineage: Eukaryota; Metazoa; Chordata; Actinopteri; Syngnathiformes; Syngnathidae
Source: RefSeq, a predicted model, not a curated record
GUGUCUUCUAGGACGAGAGGAAGCUGAUUACACCAAGUUUCCACUGAGUAUUCUCUCUGUGAAGACUGAAGAUGAUGAAGAGAAACCACAAGUAGACAACCUCUUAGCUCCACUAUCAGAUAGUGAGGCUGAAGACGAGGUUGAAGAACAUUUGAGCAGCGAUGCAGACUGUGAAGGUGAUAUGAGGACUCACACUGACAACAAACACUCUGAAUGCUUUACAAAGAAGAGAGGUAAAACAUGUUUGAGCUGCUCAGUUUGUGCUAAAAGCUUUUCUGUUAGAAGCAAUUUGACUAAACACAUGAGAACACACACAGGAGAAAAAACAUUUAUUUGUUCAGUUUGUGGCAAAAGCUUUUCUCGAAAUAGCUGUUUGACUCGACACAAGAGAACACACACAGGAGAAAAGACAUGUAAUUGUUCAGUUUGUGGCAAAAGCUUUUCUCAAAAUAGCUAUUGGACUAAACACAUGAGAACACACACAGGAGAAAAACCAUAUAAGUGUUCAGUGUGUGGCAAAAGCGUUUCUGUUAAAACCAAUUUGACUAAACACAUGAGAACACACACAGGUGAAAAACCAUUUAAUUGUUCAGUUUGUGGCAAAAGCUUUUCUCGAAAUAGCUGUUUGACUCGACACAAGAGAACACACACAGGAGAAAAAACAUGUAAUUGUUCAGUUUGUGGCAAAAGCUUUUCUCAAAAUAGCUAUUGGACUAAACACAUGAGAACACACACAGGUGAAAAACCAUUUAAUUGUUCAGUUUGUGGCAACAGCUUUUCUCAAAAUAGCUGUUUGACUCGACACAUGAGAACACACACAGGAGAAAAAACAUGUAAUUGUUCAGUUUGUGGCAAAGGCUUUUCUCGAAAUAGCUCUUUAACUGAGCACAUGAGAACACACAGGAGAAAAAACAUUUAAUUGUUCAUUUUGUUGCAAAAGCUUCUCUGUUAAGAGCAAUUUGACUGAACACAUGAGAACACACUCAGGUGAAAAACCAUUUAAUUGUUCAGUUUGUGGCAAAAGCUUUUCUGUUAAGAGCAAUUUGACUAAACA